Molecule: messenger RNA, 477 nt
Organism: Ilex paraguariensis (yerba mate)
Lineage: Eukaryota; Viridiplantae; Streptophyta; Magnoliopsida; Aquifoliales; Aquifoliaceae
Source: the annotation of a GenBank genome assembly
AUGAACGAGCAUGGGCCAACUGGGCAAUCUCCUAUGGCCAAGCAUGGACGAGAUCCUAUAGGCGAGCACCAUGGGCCAGCUUCAUGGGAGAGCUCCUAUGGGUGCUUAGGAGAGCCUACUUCACUGGCUAGGCGCGUAGGAAAGGCUGCUACGCUACGCAGGAGGGGCUGCUAUGGUGGGCAGGAGAGGGGCGCGCUAGGCACCAUUAGAGGAGCGCCUAUGGCGCUAGGUGGGAUGUUCCAGGCAUUAAGUGCUAGCGGUGAGAUGCCUAUAGUGUUGGACCCUACUGGCGAGGCACCUGUAGCGUUGGGUGUUACUGGUGAGGCACCUAUGCUGCCAAGCAAGAUGCAGUUGGCGAUGGGUGCCUCUUGUGAAACNUACUCCAACGGGCUGAGGUCCUUGCCAUUGGGUGAGCUUUUAUGGGCAAGCAUGGGUGAGCUUCAUAUGCAAGAUAUUAUGGGCGAAGAUCAUGGGUGA